Messenger RNA from Oncorhynchus kisutch (coho salmon), 1395 nucleotides. RefSeq names its product guanylate cyclase activator 1Aa (gene guca1aa). Gene Ontology annotation, molecular function: calcium ion binding. The transcript has 4 exons. Lineage: Eukaryota; Metazoa; Chordata; Actinopteri; Salmoniformes; Salmonidae. The record is from RefSeq and is a predicted model, not a curated record. Bases 139 to 708 code for a protein of 189 amino acids.
ACCUCCUCCCCAGGUCCCAUCGUUGUGUGACUGUGAAGAGCGAUACCCUCCGCUUCACAGUAGACCAACAGGGCUCUUAAGUCGACCGCCAACCCCGUCUUUCGACACUUCACAACACAGUCAGUCGACUGUACAGACAUGGGUAACUCUACAGGAUCCACUGUGGAAGAUCUCCAGGCUGUGGAGAAGCACCUCUGGUAUAAGAAGUUCAUGACCGAGUGUCCUUCGGGUCAGCUCACCCUGCAUGAGUUCAAGCAGUUCUUUGGGCUCCGGGGACUGGAUGCUGAGGCCAACGCCUACAUCGAGCAGAUGUUCCGCACGUUCGAUAUGAACAAGGAUGGCUACAUAGACUUCUUGGAGUAUGUGGCUGCUCUGAGCCUGGUGAUGCGGGGUAAAAUGGAACAUAAGCUCCGCUGGUACUUUAAGCUGUAUGAUGUAGACGGCAACGGGUGCAUUGAUCGAAGUGAGCUGCUAAACAUCAUAAAGGCUAUCCGUGCAAUCAAUGGGAAUGAAAACCAGGAAGUUGAUGCGGAGGAGUUCACCAACCGGGUGUUUGAUAAGAUAGAUGUCAACGGAGAUGGGGAGCUGUCUUUGGAGGAGUUUGUGGCGGGGGCUCACACUGACGAAGACUUCAUGGAAGUGAUGAUGAAGACCUUGGAUCUCACCCACAUAGUCGCCAUGAUCCACAAUCGGAGGCACAGUGUUUAGAGUCUGCAGAAGGGCCACAUAGGAACUGAGCCAUGAGCCCUCUCAAAAGUUCUAGCCCAGAUUUGUAUAAAGACAAUCUUUAUCUUAGCAAUGCUGAAGGGCCGUGCUUUAAAUGCAUUCUUUGUUGUCGGAAUUCACAAGAGGUUGAAUGACGAUGAAAAAUGCCCUUUGCCUGCAUACAAAUGACUCAGUCAACCAUCGCUGGCUGGUUAGUGCCCUUGUGCAUGAUUUAAAUCUCUGAGAGGUCUACAUAAUGAGAGAAAGAUCAUCUCUCACACCGUCAGCUGAACCGGAGACCCAACUAGGUCAUAACAUAAGGAGGGUGAAGGAUAAAGAGGGUGGAGGGAGUGGUGGGGUUCUAUUAGUGGAAGUUAUAAUUCAUCUACUUUCCUCCCAGAACAGUCAGCUCAAAUAUGACUAGAACCCCAGUUUAUUUUGUGCCAUGAUUAAACGGUCCAGUUCCUCAAGAAACAGGUACUUCCACAAGUUAGGGAUCUUCAAUUUGAUACUUGUCACAAAAUGCACUUAGUAAAAAAAAUAAGACCAGCAUGUUUUAACAUUGCACUGGCCCCAGUUGUUAGGAGAUUAAAGUUAGCAUUUUUAGGACUUCAUUAAUUUGAAGGAAUAUCUUAACAGAACUACAUUCUAAUGUUUUCCCUACAAGACAGUAAAAUGUAAAAAACUAAA